Messenger RNA from Penicillium soppii, 1938 nucleotides. RefSeq lists its product as uncharacterized. The transcript is spliced from 6 exons. The record is from RefSeq and is a predicted model, not a curated record. The coding region runs from base 1 to 1938 and encodes 645 amino acids. NCBI's taxonomy places the organism in Eukaryota, Fungi, Ascomycota, Eurotiomycetes, Eurotiales, Aspergillaceae.
AUGAAGUUUCUCCACGUCGGUCUCAAGGUAAAUGCUCGUCCUUUACUCAAUAACUUCUCUCACAUCUCUCUCAAGGAUUCUUACCCGAAAUGCGGUCAAGAGUGGUCUGAAGAUGACUCCUCCGAUCUAGUGAACCGUUUAGGCAAAAACCUGGAAAAGGUCGGACAAUUACAUAAGAGGCAGAUGGCGGAAGUGUUGGAGCGCGCUAAAUGGGCAGGCUUUACCCGAUGGCACAUGCUGACUGCCCUCGAUGGGUCGUCUUAUUCGUCAACAUUUCGAAAUGAUUGCCACACCUCAUUUAAUGUCAUGGUCCAGUUCGAGGAACGCGAUGGGGCAGUGCACCCUCACAUUUUGGAUAGGAAACAACUUUCCGCUUUUGUUCGGCGCUUCGGGGCUGAUUUGGAACAGCUUCGGAAGUUGACGAGGCCUCAGAUGCUCACAGUGGCUAUCGGACUCGAGUCAGCUGGAUUUGUGGAUGGUUUUCUGGUAUCAGAAGCCAUCCAAGAUAGUUUUGUAUCAUCAGAGAACUGUUCCACUGAUGCCUUUCAACCCGCUCCAUUUCUUCCACCUCAGCCUCCUACCAGCCCUUGUCCGAUACCUGACGCAUCAUCAUUGUGCGCUGAUUCUUCAUCGUGGAGAGAUUAUUUGAAUUCACCGGAGAACACCGACAUUGGCCUUGCGGACUGCUCAUUCUCCACCACCGAUACUCCCUCCGAAAGUGCGUCUCCCAUGAGCGAACUAAUUCUUGCCUGUCCCGCAAACACAUUUACACCUGGUGAUGAGGCACCAUCUUAUUCGACGCCUCUUAUUUCCUGUCUGAAUAAAGAUGAAAGCAAGGUCCCCAGUUCGGAGCGAGACACCGCGAUAGCGUCGCCCACACCUUUCUUCACGUCUGGUGUCGAUAGAGGACUUUCAUGCUAUCUAACGCCGCCUUUUUGUGGAUUUGAAGAACUCGGUGUGAGGCAGGAACCUAUUUCUUUAGCCGGACGGCUCUCGGCUAUCCAAGCAGAAAGCAUGAACGAGCUUGUCAGCACCCGAGGAGACCAUCCAGUCGCUCCAAUGACGCUUGGUUCUGCAGAGCAAACUUUGAAAUAUCUACUGCGUUCUUGCGAUGCCACGCUCGAUGAAAAUCGAGCCCAGGGAGUUCUCGACGCCAGUGCUCAUUCUCUCCUCGCGGAAGAUCUCGGUCAAAUACUACAUCCCCUAUUUGACCAUUGGAAUUCUCAUAAGUCACUUGAGUUGCCGGCGCUAGGACUUCCGUUGCAAUGGAGAGGCAUAUAUGCAGCUGCGGACUACCUUCGAAUACUUGAUGAUGACGAGAACUCACCUUAUUUGAACCCCAUCGCAAAACGUAUUGGGCAGGUAUUACUAUACUUCAAUUACGAGGAGCUUUGCAGACACCCGAACAAACACCCUUCCUGUUCCUCAUCAAAGGCCAAUACAACUCAAGUGUUGAAUAGCAUCCUUGCUGCUUAUCAGGACGAUCCUCGUUACUCAAAAUCGAUGCAGUGCCGGCGCGAUAGGGUGGCAGGCUAUCAUGUACGCCACGGCAGAUGGUGGUGGAGGCUUGCAAGUACUCUAGGAGUCGGCAUACUCUUGCUGGGCAAUACUUCUUUGGUUAACAGCAUGCGCAGCAAGUCGUUCACUAAUUCUCAGAUAAAGGCUUUCGUCGCUUUCUCUCAAAAGACACGUUCGGGGACUGUGCGUACAUUCAAAGCGUCGGAAUCUAUGGUAAAAUCUCUUAUGUUUGGACAAGUGACAGACGAUCUUCAUAAAUUUCUCUUCAAUAAUGAUGUCGGUCUUCUCCGGCCCGAGGAAUUGGCGCGCAUUCAGAAUGAGGACGAACAAGCAUUAAAGGUUCAACUCUCCCAGGACUCUUGGGAAGCGGUAGACGCAGAAAAUGACGCAAUGCGCAAAAUGACAGAUUUUCUCAGCUAG